AUAGAAUAUCAAUAUCAUGGUACCAUACCAUCCAUUACCAGAAGUCUUUCCUUGUCACGCAAAGAAAAUCACGUUCACAUUCAUCUUCCCAUCACAAUCAACACACCUCUUCGCUCACCCUCACCCAACUGUGCUUGCCGCACUUUCCGAAUUUCACUCACCCUCCAUCUUCUUCCUUCUGUUUCUUAACUUGAAGGUUCUGCUCCUUCAAUCUUAUUUUCAGUUUUAUGGCAAGAGAAACAAAGAGCAUCUUUCUGUAGUCAAUUUUUUUUUAUGGAAAGGGAAGACUCGGUAGUUCAGGUUACCUGGUUACGGUUCCUAAGUAGCUAUGUGGAUUUCGCUUAAUUGGAACCCUGGUUGCGUCGGUGUAGUCUUUCUCGACUUUUGGGGGAGAUUGAUUCGGAUUAUCUGUUUUUCGUUUUCAGCUGUCCAUUUAAUUUAGUACUUCUUCUAGUGUUUGAUUCCAAUUGAGCUGUGAGUUGUCAACAUGGAAGCUAGAUUUGGGGCAGAAGCUUUUCAUUUGUACGGUUCCUCUGAUUUGCGGGGUGUGGGGAAGAGGACUGUUGAGUGGGAUUUGAAUGAAUGGAAAUGGGAUGGUGAUCUUUUCGUUGCUAGGCCUUUGAGUCCAGUGCCGGAGCAUAGGCAAUUUUUCCCUGUGCCUGGGGGUUCCUCCAACUCCAAUAGUUCAUCUUCGUGCUCUGAUGACGUAGAUCUCGGGAUUCGACGGGGGAACAAGGAAGGGGAGAGGAAGAGGAGGGUUGUUGUGGUGGAGGAUGAAACAGGGUUGAAUGAGGAAGCGGGUAGUCUUAGCUUAAAGAUUGGUGGUGGGCGGGGUGUUGGUGGUAGUACUGUUGCUACUCAAAUUGCAAGCUGGGAAGGAACCAAUGGGAAGAAAAGCAGAGUAGCCGGGGGUACUUCGAAUCGAGCUAUUUGUCAGGUGGAGGACUGUGGCACAGAUCUCAGCAAUGCCAAAGAUUAUCACAGACGUCAUAAAGUUUGUGAGAUGCACUCCAAGGCCAGUAAGGCCCUUGUGGGGAAUGCAAUGCAGCGGUUCUGCCAACAGUGUAGUAGGUUUCACAUGCUUCAAGAGUUUGACGAAGGAAAGAGAAGCUGCAGAAGGCGUUUGGCUGGCCACAAUAAACGAAGGAGGAAAACAAAUCAAGGUGCUGUUCCCAGUGGAAGUUCGCUAAACGAUGAUCAGACCAGUAGUUAUCUAUUGAUAAGUUUAUUGAAGAUACUUUCAAAUAUGCAUUCUGACAGGUCAGAUCAGAACACAGAUCAGGAUCUGCUGACUCAUCUUUUAAAGAGUCUUGCUAGUCAGAAUGGUGAACAAGGGAGCAAGAACUUGUCAAAACUUUUACGGGAACCAGAGAAUUUGUUGAAAGAAGGGAGGUCAUCGGGGAAGUCCGAGGUGGUUUCUACUUUAUUCUCAAAUGGUUCUCAAGGCUCUCCAACUACUACAAAACAGAAUCAAUCAGUUUCUAUUAGUGAAAUUCAGCAUCAAGUGAUGCACGCACAUGAUGCUAGGGCUGCUGAUCAGCAAACAGUGUCUUCUACAAAGCCCAGUGUCUCAAAUAGCCCUCCAGCUUACUCAGAAGCCAGAGACAGUACUGCUGGACAGACCAAGAUGAAUAACUUUGAUCUGAAUGACAUUUAUGUUGACUCAGAUGAUGGCAUAGAAGACAUAGAAAGGUUGCCUGUGUCUGGAAAUCUGGGUACUACUAGCUCUCUUGAUUACCCAUGGAUGCAACAAGAUUCUCAUCAGUCAAGUCCACCUCAAACAAGUGGAAAUUCAGAUUCUGCAUCUGCCCAGUCCCCUUCUAGUUCCAGUGGAGAAGCUCAGAGCCGCACAGACCGCAUUGUUUUCAAACUCUUUGGUAAAGAACCAAAUGAUUUUCCUCUUGUACUUAGAGCACAGAUUCUAGAUUGGUUAUCACACAGUCCUACUGAUAUUGAGGGCUACAUACGGCCUGGUUGUAUUGUUUUGACCAUUUAUCUGCGUCAGGCUGAGGCUGUGUGGGAGGAACUAUGCUAUGAUUUGGCAUCCAGUUUGAAUAGACUUCUGGAUGUCUCGGAUGAUGAUUUUUGGAGGACUGGAUGGGUUCAUAUCAGGGUGCAGCAUCAGAUAGCCUUCAUUUUCAAUGGUCAGGUUGUCAUAGAUGCAUCCUUGCCUUCCAGAAGUAAUUAUAGUAAGAUUCUGAGUGUUAGUCCAAUUGCUGUACCGGCAUCAAAGACAGCUCAAUUUUCUGUUAAGGGAAUCAACCUGAUUCGCCCUGCCACUAGGUUAUUAUGUGCUAUAGAAGGGAGUUAUCUAGUUUGUGAAGAUGCUUGUGAGUCUAUGGAUCAAUGCUCCAAAGAUCUUGAUGAGUUAGAGUGCAUCCAGUUUUCAUGCUCUGUCCCUGUGAUGAAUGGAAGAGGAUUUAUUGAGAUUGAGGAUCAGGGUUUGAGCAGCAGCUUUUUUCCUUUUAUAGUUGUGGAGGAGGAUGUUUGCUCUGAAAUCUGUGUGCUUGAGCCUUUACUAGAAUUAAGUGAUACUGAUCCAGAUAUUGAAGGGGAUGGAAGAAUAAAGGCCAGAAACCAAGCUAUGGAUUUUAUACAUGAAAUGGGUUGGCUUCUCCACAGAAGCCAAAUGAAAUCUAGGAUGGUUCACUUGAACUCUGGCGCAGAUCUGUUCCCAUUAAACCGAUUCAAGUGGCUCAUGGAGUUCUCUGUGGACCAUGAUUGGUGUGCAGUAGUUAAAAAACUAUUGAACCUUCUGUUUGAUGGAACUGUGAGUACAGGAGAUCACCCUUCCCUGUAUCUUGCACUUUCAGAGCUGGGUGUCCUUCACAGAGCUGUACGGAGAAAUAGCAGGCAGUUGGUGGAGCUGCUUUUGAGAUUUGUUCCUGAGAAUAUUUCUGAUAAACUAGGAGCUGAAGACACGGUACUUGUUGAUGAAGAGAAUCAAAGCUUCUUGUUUACACCUGAUGUUAUUGGUCCUGCUGGCUUGACACCACUCCAUAUAGCAGCUGGGAAAGAUGGUUCUGAAGAUGUUCUGGAUGCUUUGACUAACGAUCCUUGCAUGGUUGGAAUUGAAGCAUGGAAGAGUGCUCGUGACAGCACAGGCUCCACACCUGAGGAUUAUGCACGUUUACGUGGCCAUUAUACUUACAUUCACUUGGUCCAAAAGAAAAUCAACAAAAAACAGGGAGGAACUCAUGUGGUGGUUGAGAUUCCGAGCAAUCUAACAGGGUUCAGUACAAACCAGAAGCAAAAUGAAUCGUCCACUAGCUUUGAGAUUGGGAAGACUGAUGUCAAAUAUGUCCAAAAGCAUUGCAAACUCUGUGAUCAUAAGUUGUCUUGUAGAACUGCUGUAGGCAAGUCUUUGGUAUACAAACCUGCAAUGCUGUCAAUGGUAGCCAUAGCAGCAGUCUGUGUCUGUGUGGCUCUUCUGUUUAAAAGCUCACCCGAAGUUCUGUAUGUAUUCCGUCCUUUCAGGUGGGAAUCGUUGGAGUUCGGAACAAGCUGAGCUUCAUUAACUUACAACUUAAAUUUGAUAGGUAAUGUAAUAGGAUGCGUUCAUAGAACUGUAUGACUGAGAUUUCUUGUAGGACUGUUUCUUUGUAUUGGCUAAAUUAUGCAAUGCUGUUUACAUAUUUAUUAUUGAUGUGCUUCCUUGUGAGAU
Abrus precatorius (Indian licorice) is the source of this 3664-nucleotide messenger RNA. RefSeq names its product squamosa promoter-binding-like protein 1. Lineage: Eukaryota; Viridiplantae; Streptophyta; Magnoliopsida; Fabales; Fabaceae. The record is from RefSeq and is a predicted model, not a curated record. Gene Ontology annotation, cellular component: nucleus. The transcript has 10 exons. The coding region runs from base 488 to 3508 and encodes 1006 amino acids. Gene Ontology annotation, molecular function: DNA binding.